AUGAUUUCAUUCCAGGAAUUCCCACCAAAAUUACCUUUACAUAUAUUACAAAUAAUUUUUUUUACUCUCUUUUCCACUUUCGUUGCGUUUUCAUUAGAACCUCCGAAAUCACUAUUUAGAUACUUUAUCUUAAUCAAUAUAAUUGUAUGUUUGUUAACACUUCCGAUCAUAUAUCGAGGAAAAUAUGAGGAAUAUGAAAUAGUUCCGUUAACAUUAUUGGCAUUUGGUUGGAGCUUUAAAAUGAUGAUUUGGUUAAAAAAAUGUUUAUACGCCGAGAAGGAGAAACAAAUAGGUCCAUUUUAUUUGACUAUGUUUUAUUGGAGAAAAUUGCCGGAAAAAACGAAUAAAAGUCGAGAAAUAUCAAUUAAAGACAUAAAUAUUUACAUAAUUAAGCGUAUUAUUAUAUUACUUUUUAAGUGGAUUUUAUUUGAAAUAUUAUACAGAUGGAUAACAAAUAAUAUUCCUGAAAUACCUGAAGGGAUUUACCCGGUUCGAAUUUUCAACUGGAUUACAAAAGGAAUUCCAGCUUUAACACCUUUUUUAUUAUUUUAUUACGCUGUAACUACAUUUUUUGUCACAAUCACGUUAUCUUUAGGAUACGAUCUAUUCCUUAUUAUAAAUGGAAUAUUUUUAAGAUUUCUUAUCACUUUAAAAGAUGAAAAAAGUAUCUUCUUUUUCGAAAAACAGCAUAUGAAACAUAUUAAGGAAUGGUGUAUAUCCAUGAUUUAUGAUACAAAUCAUAUGUUUAGAUAUCCUUACUUAUCAACAUCUCCGCGAGAUCUUUGGUCAUUCAGAUGGCAAUUAUUCUUAAACGAAAGUUUUAAAGAAUUAGCUUAUUUACCAGCUCGAAACCUUUUCAUUAACAGAUCAAAAAAUUUUAGGGAUGCGAUCGGAGUUUUAGCAGCAUUUACUAUGAGUGCCAUAUUACACGAAUAUCUCAUAUUCGUUCUUUUUAAUAAAUUUUCAUUUGAUAAUUUUUUCUUCUUUACUUCACAUGGAAUUAUUCUUGUUAUUUGGGAAAGUAUCUUUGGAUCAAUAAAAGAAAAUGAAGAAAGUUCUUCUAAAAGAAUUUUUUUAAGGUGGAGUAUUAUGAUGAUGAUCAUUUUAUUCACUUUACCUGGAUUUGUUGAACCAUUUGUACGACAUCCUCGUUGGGUUGCCUCAUCUGUAUUUUCAAGCUAUACAAGAGAUCCUUCUCACAAUUUCAAUUUUUCGAAAUUUUUAAAUUAUGAUAUCAGAUAUUUUUCAUCUUUUAAACCUUUAGAAACCUAA
Rhizophagus irregularis DAOM 181602=DAOM 197198 is the source of this 1272-nucleotide messenger RNA. RefSeq lists its product as uncharacterized. The record is from RefSeq and is a predicted model, not a curated record. Gene Ontology annotation, biological process: lipid metabolic process. Lineage: Eukaryota; Fungi; Glomeromycota; Glomeromycetes; Glomerales; Glomeraceae.